GCCGCGGAGAUGGUUUCUGCGAGCGGCGGCCUUGCAUAUUCUCCCAGCGUCGGGAGCCCGGCGCGUGCACCUGCGGGCGGGGGAAGUUGCCAUCAGCGUCCCGGGGUGUUUGCAUCUCGGCAGCUCCACUCUUGGAGCUCCCGGGAAUGGAGCGGGCGACCGGAGCUGCCGCUGUUUGAUGUGCUGUGACUGAGAAAUCAGCUUUCCGCUGCCAUUGCUAUGCCGCUGGAGAUGGAACCCAAAAUGAGCAAGCUGGCCUUUGGCUGCCAGAGGAGCUCUACCUCGGAUGACGACUCGGGCUGUGCGCUGGAGGAGUACGCCUGGGUGCCCCCCGGGCUCCGGCCCGAGCAGAUCCAGCUUUAUUUUGCUUGCUUACCGGAGGAGAAGGUUCCUUAUGUUAACAGCCCUGGAGAGAAACAUCGAAUUAAACAGCUUUUGUACCAGUUGCCACCACAUGAUAAUGAGGUGCGGUAUUGCCAGUCUUUGAGUGAAGAGGAGAAGAAAGAAUUGCAAGUGUUCAGCGCCCAGCGGAAGAAAGAAGCCCUUGGAAGAGGCACAAUCAAACUCUUGUCCAGAGCGCUGAUGCACGCUGUGUGCGAGCAGUGCGGCCUGAAGAUCAACGGAGGCGAGGUUGCCGUGUUUGCGUCCCGUGCGGGGCCCGGGGUCUGCUGGCACCCAUCCUGUUUUGUCUGCUUCACAUGUAAUGAGCUACUGGUCGACCUCAUCUACUUUUAUCAGGAUGGGAAGAUUCACUGUGGCAGGCACCACGCUGAACUGCUGAAGCCGCGGUGUUCAGCAUGUGACGAGAUCAUUUUUGCCGAUGAGUGCACAGAAGCUGAGGGUCGCCACUGGCACAUGAAGCACUUCUGCUGCCUCGAGUGUGAGACGGUCCUGGGAGGACAGAGGUACAUCAUGAAGGAUGGCCGUCCCUUCUGCUGUGGCUGCUUUGAGUCCCUGUACGCAGAGUAUUGUGAGACCUGCGGGGAGCACAUCGGUGUCGACCACGCACAGAUGACCUACGAUGGACAGCACUGGCACGCGACAGAAGCCUGCUUUUCUUGUGCCCAGUGUAAAGCCUCUUUGUUGGGAUGUCCCUUCCUUCCCAAACAAGGUCAGAUUUAUUGCUCAAAAACAUGUAGCCUCGGAGAAGAUGUCCAUGCCUCAGAUUCUUCCGAUUCUGCAUUUCAGUCAGCUCGAUCAAGAGACUCCAGAAGAAGCGUCCGAAUGGGCAAUAGCAGUCGGUCAGCCGAUCAGUGUAGACAGUCUCUUCUCCUGUCCCCUGCUCUGAACUACAAGUUUCCUGGCCUUUCCGGCAAUGCUGAUGACACCCUGUCUCGGAAAUUGGAGGACCUGAGUCUCUCUAGGCAAGGAGCAAGUUUCGUCAAUGAAGAAUUUUGGAAAGGCAGGGUAGAGCAUGAAACUCCAGAAGACCCCGAAGAAUGGGCUGAACAUGAAGAUUAUAUGACUCAGCUCCUCCUCAAGUUUGGUGAUAAAAGCCUAUUUCAGCAGCAGCCCAAUGAGAUGGAUAGUCGCGCUAAUGAGCAUUGGCUAUCUGAUAACAUGGUUAAAAAUAAGACUGAGUUGAAGCAAAAUAACCAGAGCCUGGCAAGUAAAAAAUACCAAUCUGAUAUGUAUUGGGCACAGUCACAAGAUGGACUGGGAGACUCUGCUUACGGCAGCCACCCAGGCCCUGCCAGCAGUAGAAGGCUCCAGGAAUUGGAUCUGGACCAUGGGGCUUCGGGAUAUAAUCACGAUCAAACACAGUGGUAUGAAGAUUCCCUGGAGUGUUUGUCAGACUUGAAACCAGAGCAAAGUGUUCGGGAUUCUAUGGAUUCUUUGGCUUUGUCUAAUAUCACAGGCGCCUCCGUGGAUGGAGAAAGCAAGCCAAGACCAUCCUUAUAUUCUCUGCAGAACUUUGAGGAAAUAGAGGCAGAAGAUUGUGAGAAAAUGAGCAACAUGGGCACUCUGAACUCUUCCAUGCUGCACAGGAGCGCGGAAUCCUUAAAGAGUCUAAGUUCAGAGUUGUGUCCAGAAAAAAUCAUGCCUGAAGAGAAACCAGUCCACCUGCCAGUGCUCAGGAGGUCCAAGUCUCAGUCCAGGCCGCAACAGGUCAAGUUCUCCGAUGAUGUCAUUGACAAUGGGAACUAUGACAACAUCGAGAUCCGCCAGCCUCCCAUGAGCGAGAGGACUCGGAGACGGGUCUACCAUUUUGAAGAGCGGGGCUCCAGACCUCACCACCAUCGCCGCCGAAGAAGCAGGAAGUCCCGCUCUGACAAUGCCCUGAACCUUGUUACUGAGAGGAAAUACCCUCCCAAAGACAGACUGCGGCUCUACACCCCUGACAACUACGAGAAGUUCAUUCAGAGUAAGAGCGCCCGCGAGAUGCAGGCCUACGUCCAGAAGGCCGACCUCUAUGGGCAGUAUGCCCACGCCACGUCUGACUACGCGCUGCAGAGCCCGGGCAUGAACAGGUUCCUGGGCCUCUACGGCGAGGACGACGACUCCUGGUGUUCCUCUUCCACCUCUUCCUCUGACUCAGAAGAAGAAGGCUAUUUUCUCGGACAGCCAAUUCCUCAACCCCGGCCGCAGAGAUAUGCCUACUAUCCAGACGACCUGUCCAGCCCCAACUCUGCGCUCCCCACGCCUCAGUUCGGUCAGAGGACAACUAAAUCCAAGAAGAAAAAGGGCCACAAGGGCAAAAACUGUAUUAUUUCUUAACCUAGUAGCUGUGGAGGUCAUGUUCGAGCUCAGCCAUUCACCAUCUUGAAUCAUAUCUUUUUCUCCCAUAGGAAGUUACUAAGAUAGUUUAAAGUGCUUUGCCCAUGUAUAUGAGACCGUGACUGCUGUUUACAGUAUCUGAUUAACAUUCGGAAGAUAUGAUUUCCCCAGUUGACCCUCCUUGGAUGGGGCCAGGUUGACAGAACAGCUCAUACCUGUAAAGUACAUCACUUUUAUACAGCUGGUAUUGGUCUGUAGUCGGCAAAAGAAUCCUCAAGAAACUGCCAGAAGGUGAUUGGACAGGGGUGUUCAUUUUAGACAAUGGAGAACUUCAGCUGCUUAGUAAAGCAAUAGUGUUUGUCAUUCCCUGAUGCCAGGUUGGCCCCCCUGGGCCUGAUGAGUCUGCCUCGUUGUGUGGGGUGCAGGUAGUCAUGCUGACCACCAUCGUGGGAGACCACCUUGCCCCCUUUUACCCCUCACUAGCCGGGUAAACAUCGUAUUAGCUCCAGCUACAGAUGGAAAAAAAAAACAUUGCUAUUUAUAAUGUAGUAUUUCAUAGACUUAAGUGUAUUCCUAAUUUAAUGGUGCAAAUAUUAAUGUACAUACUGUACAGUUCAGAUUUUAAAGCUGAUAUUUUUAUAUCCCUGAAUUGCAAGAUGUUUGUUACACUGCAGUGCUAGAUUUGUUAGGGAACCAGAAACAGCAUUGAAGGAUGAAAUGAUUGCUUGUAUUUUAGUCAGGGUUUAUAAGUUUAGACAAAUUUAUAUUGCCUAGUGAUGGAAAGUUGAAUUUUUUUUGAUUUUUCAGUACUAAAAAGGCUCUGUAUGCAUGGUGAGGCUAUGUAAAUACUCUGUAAAACUAUGGCCCUAUUAAUCUUACGAGUGUUAUUUAUGGGUCAAGCAAUGUAAACUGUAUAAAUGUAAAAACAAGCAAAAAAACCCGCACAUACCCCUGGAAUAUAUGGUAAAAAACAAGUAGAAACUGUCUGGGCAGAUGUUUCCCCCCACACUUAGGGGCGGGAGGAGGGGCUUCCCUUCUCAGCAAGGUGGUGAUUCUCUCGUGGGAAGAGACCCAGCCUCCAUGGAUCUGCUUUGUUUGUGGCAGAGGAUUUCAUCAGUUCAUUGUUCGGAGACAGGUUAUUCCUUUCUGUCCCUCCCUUUCUGCUAAUUUGUUGGCCUUUAGUGGCAGUUUUAAAACUUGGCCUUCUGGUUAUUUUCUUUUAAACUCUUGAAAUUAGAGGAUGCUAGUGACUUCGCAAUGAUGGGAGGUACUCACUUCAAGGGGGAAUGUCGUCGGGUUGGAUUUGAACUAAUGCGGUGAUGGUGUGCUACGUGCCAGUCUUGCACACACGUCACAGUUCUAACUACAGGUCACCUACAGCCCUAUCUUGGACCUUUGAGGAGGCAUUUAAUAAACACUUGAUAAAUAACAAACUACCUUUUGAACACAAGUCUUUGCCAACAUACCCAACUGAAUUCCAUGUUGCGCCUCUGUCAGCCAUGAUGGAUUUGCCAUUCUCCUACCACUUGUUUGACCAAUGUGCCCACUUGCCUUCACUCCUACAGGGGAAAUAGGGCUUGAAGCACAGAGGCAAGCUACAAACUGUAACUGAGGAAGAGCUGUGAGACCUUAGGGAGUAAGGCCAUCAAUGCAACAGGUAAACCAGUGUUCGACAGCAGCCUCUGCCCUGUGGCUGGACUAUUGGCUGGGCAGAGCCCUUUGAGAAACGCAGCAAUAGCGAGAGAUGACCCUAUCUGGUCUUGGUUCGUUCUAAAAAUGAAAGUGAAAAGGAAAUUAAGUUUUUUUAAGGGUCCCUGAGUUCCUGAGGAGGUCCUACCCCCAGGGCACAAUGAGUCCCUUGGUAGGUAGAAAUGCCUGGAAGGUAUCUCUUCUUUGGGAAAAAAAAACUGAGAAGGGCUUGCCAAUGACACUCUUGAUACAACUGAAAAAAAAAUACACAGAGACACACAUGACACAAUGACAUGGGCAGUCAUUGCCUUUCCACACUUCAUUCCUAGUCCUUCAUUUGCCCUCUAUACCCACGUCUAGUAUAUUCUUCGGACGUUCAAAGCCUUGUUAUAAAAAUGUUUUUUAAAAUGGUAGCAAACUACUUAGAGUGAUUGGCUUUUUUUUUUACUUUCUAUGUGGACAUUGCACAUUAGUAAAGUCGUGCGUCACGUAACGAGAUAGUAAUAGUCCGAGAAAUGUGCUGGUAGGUGAUGUCAUUGUGUGACUGUCACAGUGUAAUUACAGACACCUGGAUGGGACCCCCACUCCACACCUAGCUACAAGCAGAGCUUGUAAUGAACAAAACACCCUUCAGCGUUCGUGCCUGAGACCCCACCUUAUUCAUGACAGCGAAGUAACAGGCCACUUUUGCAGGCCACAUUAUCU
Messenger RNA from Talpa occidentalis (Iberian mole), 5112 nucleotides. It is a transcript of the gene PRICKLE1, whose product is annotated as prickle planar cell polarity protein 1. The record is from RefSeq and is a predicted model, not a curated record. Gene Ontology annotation, molecular function: zinc ion binding. The coding region runs from base 220 to 2718 and encodes 832 amino acids. The transcript has 8 exons. Lineage: Eukaryota; Metazoa; Chordata; Mammalia; Eulipotyphla; Talpidae.